Molecule: messenger RNA, 2659 nt
Organism: Artibeus jamaicensis (Jamaican fruit-eating bat)
Lineage: Eukaryota; Metazoa; Chordata; Mammalia; Chiroptera; Phyllostomidae
Product: butyrophilin subfamily 3 member A2-like
Biological process (GO): regulation of cytokine production; T cell receptor signaling pathway
Cellular component (GO): external side of plasma membrane
Molecular function (GO): signaling receptor binding
Source: RefSeq, a predicted model, not a curated record
CCGGCCUCUCUCUGUGCACAGCAGGUCAGGGUGGUGCGGUGCCUGGUCCCCCAUCUGCCUGCCCUCGCUGUCUGCCUCACCCUGGUCCAGCUGCACAGCCCCUGCUCAGCUGACUUUGCUGUGGUUGGACCCCCUGAGCCCAUCCUGGCCAUGGUGGGUGGAGACGCUGAGCUGCCCUGUCACCUGUCCCCGAAGAGGAGCGCUGAGAGCAUGGAGCUGAUGUGGGUGCGACCCAGCCGCAGGCAGGUGGUGCUCACGUACGCACACGGGCAGGAGGACACGCCGGCAGAGGAGUAUCGAGGGAGAACUUCGGUUUUAAGAGAGGGAGUCACUGCGGGGACGGCUGCUCUGCGGAUUCGCAAUGUCACAGCCUCAGACAACGGGACCUACGUGUGUUACUUCCAAGACGGAGAUUUCUAUGCAAAGGCCCAGGUGGUGCUGCAGGUGGCAGCACUGGGCUCCGAUCCCCACAUUGAAAUGAAGGGCUACAAAGCUGGAGGGAUCCAUGUGAACUGCACGUCUGCCGGCUGGUACCCGCAGCCCCAAAUCGAGUGGAGAGACGCCAGGGGACAGAACUUGCCUGCUAAGGCAGCGCCUGAGGCUGUGGACCCCCAGGGCCUUUAUGCAGCCUCAGCCUCUGUGAUCCUGGAAGAAGGCUCUGGGGAGGGGGUCACGUGUGUCAUCAGAAACCCCCUGCUGGGCCAGGAAAGGUCAGCCAUGGUUUCCAUCCCAGGUGAGUGCCCUGCCCACUGCCCUGGACUCCUCGGUGCCCCUGGGAGGUGGUGCAGUGGUCUGCUGCUGGCCUGGGUCCCUACGGGACACAGAGGACACAGGGACCUGAGGCUCCUUCCCCUGAAGCGGUUUAUGUCACAGACACCUUCUGAGCACUUCCUGUGUGUCACACGUGGUGUCAGGCAAUGGGACUUGGGGACACAUGGUGGAAGAUCAUACCACAGGAAAGGGGGAAAUAUGUGCAUCCGAAAUCUUAAUGAAAGAGCUCAUCUUCUUACAAUAUAAAGGACACAGUAGAUAAAAGAGCAAAAAUGGGAAUCAUCAGUUCAGAGAGAGGUGAAACUCACAGGAAGAUGCCAAAUCUGAGGGAACAGGGAAGUAUUUCCACCUGUGAAACUGGCGCAGAAGCGAAAAUGAGGUGGUGGGCGCCCCCUGGUGUUGGGCUGUGGGGAGACAGACCCUCAGACCUUCGUUCUCACAGGUGGAGAGAGGACAGAGCAUGUGCACAGUCUGCAUAGGGGCUGAUUUUGAUGCAACAAGAUAAAAUAUAUUUAGUUUUCAAAACUUACUGAAACCGGUGUGGCAGUGACCCUGUGUCAGGCCUGUACAAGCAUUAACUUAAUGCUCUCACUUAUCUGGACGCCAGCAACAGAUGGUGAUAUCAUUAGUUUAAGGUCACAGUGCUGCUCAGGCAGGAGACCCGGGACUGGAACCCAGGCCCUGCAGCCCCAGAGUUCCGAUCUUCAUCACCAGGCUCUUCUGAGUGGGGGGCAGAUGAUUAGUGGAGGGGUGCAGAGGCGACUUCAGUGACACUGCUGCCUCGUACUCGAUCUGAUCCCAUGGGGGAGGCAGACGUUCCAGGAGAAAGGUACUUACUGGGUGACACUAAGAGUUCUGGGCACUCUGGGGACAGGAAGGUCAUUUCAGGGGCUGACGCUACCCCUUCGCAGACCCCUAUAGGAACGCAGACCCUUGGAGGACGUUAUUCUUGGUGCCGGUGGUGGUGCUGGUUCUUCUGGUGGUCCUGUUGGGAGUGUCAUACUGCCUGUGGCGAAGUCAGAAGAGGAUCCAGGCCCCGUCCCAGGAGAAGGGGAGAGAGCACGAGCUGAGAGAGCAGCGGCUCAGGCAGAGCUGCAGGGGGUGGGAAGCGCCCAAGAGAUGCUGCAGGACGAGCUCAGUGAGUCCCCAUCCCCGUCCCUGCUGGUCCCCAGACUGGGCAGCUCAGCCUUUCAGGUGGCAUGUGCUCCUUCCACUAGAGCCCGGAGCGGCCGUGCUGGGGAAGACCCCGCUCUGCUGGUCUAGACCACGGGGUGCACACAGGGCUGCACAGGGCAUGGGACUGGUAUGGCUUCCUGGGGCUGCAGAAACGUGCUCCCCAACUUGGGGUGAAAGACACGGAACCGACCAUCUCCCGGAUGUGGAGGCCGGAAGUCUGAUCCAGGUGUUAGGUGGGAGGUGGGAGGGGGGCUGGCUUCUUCUGAGGCCCUGGGGCAGGUCCCGCCCAUCUUGGCACUCACCUCGUCUCCAGUGGCCAGCUGUCCUGGGUGCCCCUUGGCGUGGGUGCCCAUCAGUCAGCACCGGCCUCCGUCCUCACCCAGCCUCUUCCCUGUGGGUCUGUCUCCUGAUGACCCUUGGUGGGCACUGAACGCAGGGCCCAGUCUCGUCCAGUACGGCUCCCUCCCCUGCAAAGGCUGCAUUCCCAGGUCCCAGGGGUCCGGAUGCGGACCUGUCUUGCUGGGUCCAACCACAGCCCCCCUGUCUGGGGUGCCUCUCAGAGUUGGGGGCGGAGCCUGCACCUGACCCCACGAAGUACUUUCCCUGCUGCCACAUGGCCCCAGCCGACCUGUCACAUGAGGUGGCAUUUCCCCCGAAGUGGUUGGGCAGGGCCAUGGUGCAGGCCCAUGCCACCAAAAGUCACAGCUUUGCU